This is a messenger RNA of Protobothrops mucrosquamatus (brown spotted pit viper), 6501 nucleotides long. It is a transcript of the gene GPR179, whose product is annotated as G protein-coupled receptor 179. Lineage: Eukaryota; Metazoa; Chordata; Lepidosauria; Squamata; Viperidae. The transcript is spliced from 11 exons. The coding region runs from base 1 to 6501 and encodes 2166 amino acids. Gene Ontology annotation, cellular component: membrane. The record is from RefSeq and is a predicted model, not a curated record. Gene Ontology annotation, molecular function: G protein-coupled receptor activity. Gene Ontology annotation, biological process: G protein-coupled receptor signaling pathway.
AUGAAGACUUCUUCUCUUCUGGGAUUUCUUAUUUGGUGCUUCCAUCUCAAACUCCUACAAGCAGCCGAAAUCUUCCAACAACAGCAGCAGUCGGCUCCACCCAAAAUGAAGGAGUGGAUGCCUUCAUCUUCAUCUUUUUUGGUUUCAGAUUUCACAUGGGUGCCUACCCUUAAUUCGGAUAAGGCUGAACCUGAGGGAUCAGAGGCAGCAAUGGCCUUCCUAUACUCUGGAGAUGCCCUGAGUCUCUCACAAGUCAACUGUACCCAGAGAUUUGAAAUGAGGGCUUUAGGGAAGGACUCUCGCCCUCUGCCAGCCUUAUAUUCCUAUCUACGCAGUGCUACUGACACCUUGACCCAUGCCACCAAUUUCCUCAAUAUGGUCUUUCAGACUAAUGACAUUCGUGAAUCCAGUGUGAAAGAGGAUGUAGAAUGGUACCAUGCCUUGGUGAGAAGUGUUAUAGAAGGGGAUUCUCAGGUUUACCGAGCCAUAUUGACUUUUGAUGCUCAUCCUUUGUCUUCCAAGCCCCAGAUGAUACUUCAAGCCACGAAGAGGAAUAAUGAGAUCUUACUUCAAGAUCUUUCUGCCUUUUCAGAGAACCUAAGGAAUUUGACUUGGGAAAAUGAGUGGUACAAUUUCUUCCGGUUCCAAAGGAUUCCACCACUUUAUAAGAGAAUUCUUAGCAAUGACCUGAAGACGCUAGAAACCCCCAAAUGGAGCCAAGGAGAUAGUUAUGUGAUGGAUCAGGCUUAUAUCAAAUGGUCAUCACCUUUCCUGGAAUGUGAAGAUGGAAAAUUCUUGCCCACCUGGAUGGUUACACUCUCCUCUUCAUUCUACGGCCUCAAGCCUGACCUCAAUCCAGAAUUCAAAGGGGUCAUGAGGCUGGAUGUUAAAAUUCAAAAUGUUGAUAUAAACCAGUGUGCCACUAACGAAGGAUGGUUUGCAAACACACAUCAGUGUGACCUCAACAGCACCCAGUGCAUCCCAGAUGAAAACCAUGGAUUUAUUCUUGGAAAAUAUAGUUGUCUUUGCAAGCCAGGUUUCUAUGGAGGACAGAGAACUGCCGCCUCCCAUCUUUCUUCAAUCAGUAAAGGCUGGUCUGGACAAAGUGCAUCCCAGUAUGGAGCAGUGGAUUCUGGGAAUUUGCUGCAAUGCUAUCCCUGUUGGGAAGGAUGCAUGGCCUGUAUUGAUGGCAAACCAUGUCUGAUCCAGGAAGACUGGUCUCUACGGGCUAUUGUUCUUGCUUUCCAGGCAUUCUGUAUGCUGACAGUUUUCUUCAACAUGUUAAUUUCUUACCAUUAUAGGAAGAGCAAGAGGAUUCGGGCUUCAGGAGUUAUUCUUCUGGAGACAAUACUGUUUGGCUCACUCCUGCUCUAUUUUCCUGUCUUUAUCUUGUACUUCAAGCCAAGUAUCUUCCGAUGCAUUGUCCUGCGAUGGGUGCGCAUGCUGGGUUUUGCCAUUGUUUAUGGAACAAUCACUCUUAAACUGUAUAGAAUAUUAAAGCUAUUUCUGUCUCACACGGCUCAGCGAGUCGCUUACAUGACCAGUGGGCGAGUGCUAAAGAAGCUGGCAUUGAUCCUGCUGUUGGUCCUUUGGUUUUUGGCUGCAUGGACAGUGGGGAUGCUGGAGAAUAUUGAGAAAAACAUACCGCUGGUAGUCCGUUCACAGACUCCCAGGGGUCUCCAGUUUUACACCUGUGAUCAAGAUCGAUGGGAUUACAUGAUGGCUGUGGCUGAAAUGCUAUUCUUGUUUUGGGGAAGUUUUCUCUGCUAUACUUCUCGAACAAUCCCUUCUGCUUUCCAUGAACCUCGCUACAUGUGCAUUGCUCUCCACAAUGAGCUGAUAACUUCCACCGCUUUUCAUGUUGUGAGGUUUUUAAUGGUUCCUUCCUUGCAUCCCGACUGGACACUACUACUAUUUUUCAUUCAUACUCAUGUCACUACUACAAUGACACUUGCACUUAUUUUCAUCCCAAAGUUCCUGUAUGCAGGCUCACCCUUGAGGGAAGAAAUUGCUGCUGAGAUGUAUGAGGAUGAGUUGGACCUUAGGCAUUCAGGAUCCUUCUUGAACAGCAGCAUCACUUCAGCGGAGCACAGCCUUGACCCCGAUGACAUUCGGGAUGAAUUGAAAAAGCUUUAUAUGCAGCUAGAAUUUCACAAGACCAAGAAGAUGACAGCCAACAACCCUCACCUUCAGAAGAAGAGAAGUUCAAAGAGGGCCUUAGGCCACACUCUGAUGAGACGUAUCACCGAGUUACCUGGAUCUAUGUCCCGCCAGUGCAGCAAGAAGGAAAAAGAUGGGUCUAUCAGUGGAAGAAUACAAAGUCAUUCUGGCUCUUAUAAGCAAAGAUUCUUGGACUCCAGAAAUUUGAGCAUGAAAUUGAAGGACUUAUCUCCCAAGCACAAAGUGGCCUUCCAAGAAAAAGAUGGGAUUUCACUGAAGAAAUCCCAUAGUACCUAUGAUCACCAGGGAGAUAUUAAGGCAAACAGUCUACUAACCAGACAUGACAGUUGCAAAGAAGCUCCUUUGUUGGACUCACUUAUGAGGAAAAAACUAGCCAUGAAAGCUUCAGAGAAAUCUGACAAUGACUCUGUUGAUUCAGCCACUCUGGUAUACAAAUCAGCCAGUGCUCAUAAUUUGUUAGCAGAUAAGAAAUCUCUGCAUCCCAAGUAUUACACUCUGCAGAAAUCUCGUAAUGUUGCCAGCAGUGAAAAUGAAAAUGCCUCACUGCUAACUGGCACAGCUAAUUUAGAAAAUACGCAUAAACCUGCCAAAGAGAAAGACACAAGUGCAGCAGUGGAAGAUACCAUGACAGAAAGUGAAGAAUCCAGACACACUGAAUUCAGUGAUAUAGUCUCAGAAAUAGAGGGGAAACAGCUGCAGACAGAGAAUACAGCAAAAGAAAUUGAGAAACAUUUCCCCAAAGGCAAAAACAUUAUGUGUCCAUGGGAAGUUGAGACAGAUCCAUCAAUACCAUUAGAAAGCAGAGAUAAUAAGAGGGAUGUAACAUCUGCUCCCAUCAGGAGCAUCAGCAUCAACAUUUCUGAUUUGCCUGAGAGAAGAGCCCACGCCAUUAAGAAGAUACCACCUGAACCACCCAUCAGGCAGCAAAGUUUGAUUCACAAUCUUCAUUGGGAUAAUUACAAUCAAAAGCAACAUCCUGCUCAGUCUCCUAAAAAAGAACCCCCAAAUAUUCCAGUGCUAGUCAAUAUACAUCUAAGAGAAACAGAAGAGAGUUCUCCAUUAAAACCUGAAAUGGAAAAGACUAUGCAACGAGAAGAUACGGUGCCAUCUUCUUCUCUAGUGGAACUAACCAGGCUAGCAUCCAUUGCUGCAGAAAUUUGCCCUUGGGAGGUUAUGGAAAUGCCCAUUCCAAGAAAGAAAGAUCUAGAAGUGAGUGAUUUGGAUAAUCAAAACAGUUCUCCUGAAAAACAAUUGCAAACCCUCAUUCCCAAAAGCUCCAUAAAGAGCUUAGGUAUGGCCAUUAAAGCAUUCAAUCGUUCAAAGAUAAAGAGAAGCAUAAGUUCCAAAAAGAACAGUGAGGACAGUGAAGCCAAAAACGAGAAAGACAUCAGUGGAAAGCCCAAGUUGGCAGAAACAGCCUUAAUCCCUGCUGAAGGAUCAUUAAGACAAGAAGUACCCUCUAGGAGUCCUGGAGAUAGCAGGGCAACGCCAAUCAGCAAACAAGCAACUAUCUGCCCUUGGGAUGAGGAAGAAGCAGCUUCUCCUAGCUCACAGAAAAAUAAUUUAAACAGAAACCUUGAGUUAUGCCCUUGGGAGAAGAAUCAAGAUGUUGAGGAUAGAGUGAGCAAUCUACCAGCAACAGCUUCCAAGGGUGCUAAGGAGAUCUCCCCUGUCAGAUUGGAAAAGACUAAGAACCAAUGGGGAUCUGUGUGUCCCAGAGACAGAUUAGAAGAUCAAAACAGAGAGAAUGAAACUCCUGAUCUCUUGUUGUUGGUUUCAGAAACAGACAAGGCUGAUAUUUGUCCCUGGGAAAUCAGGGAACCAAAUUUCAAAACAGAAGUAAGUCCCUGGGAAAAUAAGGAUCCCUCAACAUCAGAAAGAGAACUUAAAGGGAAUGUAACUGCAGUUUCCAGAGAUGAGAAAAAAGGAACUAGAGAAGAAGCAUUUGUGAAAGGGAGCAAUCAGAAGAGGGAAUCUACUUGUCCAUGGGAGAACAUAGUUAGUGAAGAUUCAUUGAUCAAGUCUACACCCAAGAUCAUUUGUCUUUCCAAAUUCACCUCACAGAGUUCAGAAAGCCUGGAAAACCGAAAGACAACAGCAGAAAUCUGCCCCUGGGAAAUAUUGAGUCCUUCCAAUCAGGAUAUAGAAAGAGCAACCGAAAAGACUGUAGCCAUUGGAUCUAAGCAUCCAGAAAAGGCACGUAGCUCACAAGAGACAAGUGAUCUUUGUGAAAAUCUGAAUACUGAUGAAUUGUCACCUGAGUCAAAUGUUAAAUGCCUAAGUUCCCCCAAAUCUGGCAGUGCAGAGAACCUAUUGGCAGAUGUAUGUCCUUGGGAAAGUGUGGAUAGUCAUAACAAUAUUUUACAGAAGGAAACAAGCCCUUUUAAAACAUUAGAAAAGGUAAGCAAUCUCCAGGAAGCUGUCUGCCCAUGGGACAGUGUUGAUCCCAGCAUACCUUCCAAAAUCCCUUCAAAGAACUUUGAUAGCACAGAGACCUUAAAGGCAGAACUCUGUCCUUGGGAAGUGACUAAAGAAAAUGCCUCCAAAGCAGAUGAGGGCUGCAAAAGUACUUCCCCAGUGAGUUUGUCCAAAGCAAUUGCAAAUCUGAGCAAUUUACAGGAAGAUGUCUGUCCAUGGGACAGCAAAGAGCUUCAGCAACUUUCGCCAAGAUCUGGUGACCAAAGUGACUUAAAGAAAUCUGAUAGUAUUAGUGACUUAAAGAAAUCUGAUAGUAUUACAAGUUUAAGGAUAGAUGUUUGUCCAUGGGAAACCUCAGAAGAGGUGAAAAUAUCUCCAUGGACUGAAGCCAUGCGCUCAUUAAAAACAAAAAAGAAGGAAGGCCAUGCACUUAAAAGUUCAAACUCCAAUAAAGCUUGGAAAAAAGUAGCAUUUAAAAAAAUAAAGAUGUCAAGAAGUAAUCAAGGAUCUAUUUUUCCCUCAGGAAUUAUGAUCAUUGAUGAACCAACUACAAAAAGCACCCAAAGCCCACAUCCAUUGCAAGUUAGUUCUAAAAAUACUGGAAGUGUUGAGAGUGUAAAGGCAGAGAUUUGUCCAUGGGAUUUCCAGGAGCUUCAGACAGAUGCUAAGUUUGUGGGACCACCAGAAGAAAGUUCUUUUAGAAAAGAAUCAGACCAGGUUUCCAAUGAUAAAGCAGAUACCAAACCUUUAAUAAGGCAGAUUAAGAGACAAGAGGAAGUAAGCAGCCCACAAGAAUCUAUUUGUCCUUGGGAGAGCAUGGCACAAAUAAGCAGCCAAAGGCCAACAUUGCUCAGAGAUAGUUCAACGAAAUCAGAAAAUAUUGAAAGAGCAGAGAUAUGUCCUUGGGAAGUUGAGGAUGUGGAAUUCAGUGGCAAGACUGAACUAUGCCUCAUGAAAACAGCACCUAAAUCUAGCAAUAAUAGAAUAUUAAGACAAGAUAUCAGCGAAGUUUCAAAAGACAAAAUGCUGGCAAGCCCAAGCUUAAAGAAAGUCUGGGUAGAUAUGUCAGCUAAAAUAUUCAAGUCACAUAGCCAGCAAGCUUUAAUUUCUUCCCAGAAAAAUACUGGCAUACUCUCAUUAACACCCAGCAGUAAAAGUUUAGACCUAUCCAUAAAACCUGACAAUGCUAAAAGCCUAAAAACAGAAUUUUGGGAAAUGCAGGAAGCUGGAGCUAUUAUGAAAGCUGAAGUAUGUCCCUGGGAAGUGACUGAAGCUCCACUGGAGAAGGGGACAUCAAGGAGGGCUUCCAAAGAUAAUGUGAAAACUGAUUCAAGAAGCUCUGUUAAAACACCAGAACCUCUGGAAAAAAGUAGCAAUUCUCUAGAGUCUGAUUUCCAAUUGAAGAGCAUAAAUGCUGCAGAUAUUAUGGAAACCAGCACUUCUUCAAAGACAUUUGAUGGUAUAGAAAAUAUCAUGACCUCCCUUCAAGAAGCCAAUCAGUCAUUCGAUAAGAAAGAGAUUUGUCCAUGCGAAGAAGAAGCAGAGGUAUCAGUAAACACUGGGGAAAUAACCCAGAGUGUGCAGCAGGGUUUGGCUGGGCACACGUCUUUGAGUCACAGUCUUCCAAAGGCACAGUCAGAAGAUACAAACAAAAUCCUUUCAUCAGAAAGCAGAGAAGACAUUUUCAUAGACAAUGCCUUCUCUUGGGAAGCAAACAAAGGUUCUACGCUGACCAGAACAGACUCUGCAAAAACCCAUGAAAAAGGCUCAGAAGCCUGCUUAGGACAGGCAGAAGAAGUCAGUUCCAUGCCUGCUGUGAUAGCCCAAAGCAAAACAGAGCAGAAACCAAAGGCUCAGGAAGCAGAAGAUCCUAGCAAAGUCAUGUCAAGUAUUUGUCCUUGA